Hypomesus transpacificus is the source of this 3211-nucleotide messenger RNA. RefSeq lists its product as uncharacterized. The record is from RefSeq and is a predicted model, not a curated record. NCBI's taxonomy places the organism in Eukaryota, Metazoa, Chordata, Actinopteri, Osmeriformes, Osmeridae. Gene Ontology annotation, molecular function: transcription corepressor activity. Gene Ontology annotation, cellular component: nucleus; cytoplasm. The transcript has 11 exons. Gene Ontology annotation, biological process: negative regulation of gene expression. Bases 115 to 2907 code for a protein of 930 amino acids.
AAAAGUCUGUGUCGACGAUGCUCCACCUGCUUUCCUGUUCUGAAGUGUGAAAAUGAAAGUCAAAACUUGAAGGGCAUUGCCUAAACUUGGUUCAGAUGACCAGACUUGUUAGAAAUGGCAGAGCGUUGUAGGCAAACCAUUACAGAUAAUUGGUACCAGCAUGCUGUGUUUUUUGAAGUGAAGCAUCUCACUAACAUAGACAAGGAGCGGAUCAAGAGAUACUUUAAUAUCAGGAGAAAUGGAGGAGGGGAAUGUGGAGAGGUGGAGGAGGUGGGAGAGAAGACCUACAGGAUUGCCUUCCUGGAGAAAAAGGUCCAGGAGAGAGUGUUGGAGAGAAGAGACCAUGUGAUCCCCCUGCCAGGUGGUGAGCUGUGUGUCUCAGUGAGAGACAGACGGUCUCCUGACUCCACAGAUCCACAUCAACCUCCACAGCUGCCCUCGGACGACCAACAGCAGAGUGGAGAGUACCUUGCCGUGUCACAGACUCAACCACAUUCUGCUGAGACCCCAUCUAGCAGUAAGGAGCUGGAGAAGGUGUUCAUCAUGGACCAAUACCUCCUCCAGUACCUCAGGGACUGUCCCAAGGCAAACCAGGCUCUGAACAAACAGCUCAUCGCCCUCAAAUCCUCCGUCCAGCUCUCCCCAGAGACAGAGCAGGCUGUGGUGAAGGGUGAGGCUGCUGGGGCGGGGCCAGUUGCCAGGCCAACGCUACUUGAAUGGGUUCUGCAGGUGGAGCAGAUCUUUAAUAGUGUGCAGAAUUUCUACCGUCCCCACUAUGAGGUGGAGCCAACGAAGAUGAAGAUCUUAAAGUCGAAUAUGGCUGCCCUGGAGACUGAGGAUGUGAAGGUGUACUUGGAAGAGGAGGACUUUGCUGUGGUGGUGGUGGGGAGAAUAGGGGAUGUGAAGGAGAAGCUGAAGAUGCUGGAGGAGAAGAACCAGACAAGGAAUGAUUGGCCAGUGUCAGAGAGACAGUACUACUUGGUGAAGGAGGAGCUUGAGAAGGAACUGAGGGUCCUCAGCCCCGGAGUGAAGAUCUCCCAAAAUGGACCCAACAAUCUCAUCCUCGAGGGACCCAACCAAGAAGUUCAGCUGGGAUUGACAAAACUACAAGAGCUUGUAAAAAUGAUAAAGGAAAAACUGGUUCAGCUUCCCAAGAUUAACUUAGACUUCAUGAAGGCCAGUGAUUCUGUCUCCAGAUUCCAGGCCUGCUUUGAGCGAAGCCUGUGCUGCCCAGUUGCUCUGGAGAUUGGAUCGGACCUGAUCCUAUCCAGCUUGUCAUCAGAUGCCCUAGAGGAAGCUGCAUCCAUGGUUCUGAAGGACUUGUGCUUGUUCACUGAGCCACUAGAGGGAGCUUUGGGCCAAUCUCCAGCACUGGACAGGCUGAAGGAAGCCCUAAGAAAAGCCCUGGAUGAGGCCAAUGUCACAGGACCCAGGGUGGUGGUCAAAUACCAGCAAGGAUCCUGUGGAGACCCCAGGACCAGAGUGCAACUGGUGGGCUACAGUGAAGAGGUGGGGAGGCUCAAGAAGAUACUAGUGGACUACCAGCUCAACCAGGCUCACAAAGGCUUGACGGGUACGAAGCCACAAGCAGCCGUGAAACUUACACCCUCUCGAUCACAAGAACCUGGUGUUGGCGUGUCUGGAACCCAGUCUCUCAGAGCAGGAAAUGCCACUCAGGCUGGAAGUACAGCUAGUUCCACUAGAGGGAGCAGUCCUCAUCCAGCUCCCACAAGUCACACUCUCAGCCAAGCAGGCUUGGAGGUUGUGUUCGGCAGUCUGGAAGACCAGCAGGUGGAUGCCCUGGUGGUCCCCAUGAUGAAAACACAACUGUGCUCCAGCAAGAUAGGCAAAUGUUUGAGUAGACAAUCAAGCAAAGUCAAGGCCAGCUUUGACCUAGCAGCAGGGGGGCAGUGUCGUACUGCAGGGGAGGUCCUGGAAGUCAAGUUGUCCUCGUUCCUCGGGAAACGCAAGGUCUUCUUUAUAGAGUGCCUGCCCUGGGAUGCAGCACAGGGUCAAAGUGAGAAGGCACUACGUACUGGACUCGUCCUGGUUCUGGACAUGUGCAGGCAGCAGGGCCUGAGUUCGGUGGCUCUGCCCGUGAUAGGACCUGGGAUAGCUCUCAAAUUCCCUUUGCAUGAGGCGAUACGUAUUGUGACUGAAGAGAUUAUAAAGUUUGGGUGGUCAGGAUCUACAGGAUUAAUCUCAACCAUCCGCAUCGUGAUCAAGCCUGGGUAUCCUGACUCUGAUGAGAGCUUUCAGGAUGUGCACAGGAACCUCAACUCCAAAAUGCUGAACGUGAGAGGACAAGUCUUCCGCUCACUGACCUUUGUGCUGGAUGACGUCACGCUGAAAGUGGGAGGAGUCCAAGUGCAGGUGGUCUUUGGUGACAUCACCAACGAGAAGACAGACGUAAUUGUCAACACGACUGACUUUGUUGACCUACAGUCAGCUGUAUGCAAAAAUAUCCUGACCGUGGCCGGACCUGAGGUGGAAACUGAACUGAGAUCAGCCCAUGUGACCAGAGGAGGGUUGUAUGAGACCAAGCCUGGUCAAUUCCCCUGCAAGUCCCUUCUGCACGUGUGGGGACAGAGCAACACCACCGUGAUCCAAGGCCUGGUCAGUGACAUCAUGAAGACAUGUGACCAGAAAGGAUACCAGUCAGUGGCCAUCCCUGCUAUCAGUGCAGGUAAGGGGGGGCUGGACCCUGAGCUGGUGGCAGACAGCAUUCUCCAGGGAGUCACGGCAACGGCAUCCUCCACUCCUCUCCACCACCUCAAACUGGUUCGCCUCGUCCUCUUCAAGAUGGACGUUUUCCUGGCAUUCAGACGUUCUGCAGAGCAGCUGUUACCCUCGGAGACGCUGUGGAGUUGGAUGGUGAAACUUGUUCUGGGGAGCAUAUGGAGUUGAACGUUGACACCUGAGGGGUGUGGAGUUGUGUCGACAAUAUAGGCACACAGUUUAUUAAUGUAACACGGUAAAACACUGUAAUGGAAUUGGGGAAAUGGAAAGUGUCUUCAAAGACACAGAUUCUCUCUCUCUCUCUCUCACUCUCUCUCUCUCUCUCUGAUUAUCUCUCUUUCUCUUUGAUUGUCGCUCUUAUCUCUCUGUCUCACAAUCUAACCCAGUUGUCUACUGUCUAGUGAUAGAUACAGAAGUAAAACAGAUUAAUGUCAAAGUUGUUUCAUCUUCCACAAUAAAGAGAUCUACACGA